AAUUUGUCUUUAUUCUUGGUUGCACAAAUUCUGUAUCUGUAACAAAUAGUGGUUUUGAAGCGGAAUUGGCGUUUAAAAGGAUGAGAGUAAUUAAUCGUCUGGGUAUUGGUUCUUAUCAACUUGAUACUUAA
Molecule: messenger RNA, 131 nt
Organism: Racocetra persica
Lineage: Eukaryota; Fungi; Glomeromycota; Glomeromycetes; Diversisporales; Gigasporaceae
Source: the annotation of a GenBank genome assembly